This is a messenger RNA of Mesorhabditis spiculigera, 1506 nucleotides long. NCBI's taxonomy places the organism in Eukaryota, Metazoa, Nematoda, Chromadorea, Rhabditida, Rhabditidae. The record is from the annotation of a GenBank genome assembly.
AUGCCACGCAAUGGAUACACGGGGCUCGCUGAUCAGCAGGCAGCUAGUCGCCCAGGUAUGGGGAAGUCAGAGGCAAACAAAAUGGGGUUAUUCGGAGCCAUCGGAUACCUGACCUGUACGAUUAUUGGGUCCGGUAUUUUUGUCUCGCCCAAAGGAAUCCUCGAAAAUGCCGGCUCGGUGGGGCUGUCCCUAGCGGCCUGGGUUCUCUGCGCUGGCAUCGCGCUUGUUAUUGCAAUGGCCUACAUCGAACUCGCAACCUCAAUUCCGGAGUGCGGCUCCGACUUCUCGUACAUCAACUAUGUCGGCUGGACCCCUUUAGCAUUCGCAUUCCUUUGGCUGGCGAAUAUCAUUGAAGGGUCGUGCAGCUGCGCAAUAAUGUUCAUGACCUUUGGACAGUACAUCGGUGAAGCCCUACGACCACUCAACGAUGAAAUGUCGGAUGAGAUGCGUUUCCGGCUACAGCAACUAUUAGGCGUUGCCAUUUGUUUGGUGAUGGCAUGGGUGAAUCUGUUCUCACUCAAGAAAUGGGCGGCCAAAAUCCAAAUCGUGAUGAUGGGCAUGAAACUGCUGGCACUGAGCAUCAUUAUCGUCACGGGAUUCUACUUUUUGAUUGCUAAAGGCAGAACCGAAAACUUUAUCAACGGCGCCUUGUUCAAUGGUUCCGCUUGGUCGGCGGGCAAUAUUUCGUUGGCCCUGUAUUCGGGAGCAUGGGCCUAUUCUGGAUAUGAUGCUCUCAAUUAUGGCACCGAAGAGAUUGAACUGCAGAAUUUUAGCUGGAUCCUGCCGCGAGCAGUAUUUGGCGGGCUGCUACUAGCUACUGUCAUUUAUUUCCUCGCCAAUGUUGCGUAUUUCACGAUUCUAAAUCCGGCUCAGCUUUUGGCUUCGGAGGCUGUGGCUACGACGUUCUCCGAAGAAACGCUGGGCGGCUUUAAAUACGCGAUGCCAGCUAUUGUUGGUUUAUUGAUGAUCGGUUCACUUAAUUCAGACAUUUUCCAAUGGAGUCGGAUGACGAUGGCAGGUGCACGUAAAAGUCUGAUGCCGACGGCUCUCGCAUUGUCAAACCCGGAAACAGAUGCUCCUCGCGUUUCUGUGAUGUUUCACGUAGCCCUCUCAAUCGCCUUCUCAUUCGUCAAAGAUAUCGACUCUCUACUAGACUACGUUAAUGUGGCUGGUAUGGCAAGAGUGGCUUGUUCAAUGGGUGCACUCGUCUAUAUAAAAUAUCGAAAAGUUCCUGUGUCGAGUAGGGCCAUAAAGUACCCAAUAUUCUUGCCUAUCCUAGCAUUCCUCAUCGCGAUAACACUGAUUGUGGUUCCGUUCGUUCAAAAACUGGCGAUCUCGGGCGCCUCAUGCGGACUUUUGUUAACCUGCUUCUGCCUUUAUUUCGUGUUAAUCUAUCCAAACUACCGACUGCCCAUAUUACAAUGGCUGGACGAAAAAUCAACCAUCAUUUGCCAGCACGUCUUCCAGUGCGUCGUUGAGGAAGAUGUGGAUAUUUUGAAAGAAGAA